AUGACGGGGAAGAGGUUGGGGGAACUUAGGGAGAGGUACAGUGUACCCCAUAACAUAGAAAUGUUAGUGCCCGAGCUGAACGAGCGGGCCUGCUAUCCGAGGCCCGACAGUAGUACGAGGUUUGAGCUCAGCAGGGAGGAAUUCGAGGUGAUAGAGGACAUUUACAAGAGGCCUCUGAAGCUUCGGUACUUCGAUCACCUGAUUGAUAGAAGCAGAUACUUUUUGGACUUCGAGCUGAUGGCAUCCAGAGACAAAUUCAAAAAGAGGGAGUACCCAGCUCCGGACAUGGCCUCUAUCUUGAAGGCCACUUCUACUGCGAAGGCGAGGCCCCUGAAGCUUGGGUCCAGUGGGGCAAAGGAAGUCCGAGGCAGGGUUGAGCGCCUGUCCAAGGACUGCACUCCCAGAGCUUCGGAGGAGGCAACUACUCAGAGGCCAAAGAAGCCUAAGGAGCCUCGGGGCAAGGAGAAAGUCUCUGAGGAGACUAAGAAGAGGAAGCUGGUGCACAUCUCCAGCUCAGCUGGCAAGUUUGGGACCUCAGUGUCCCAUAGGGCCGAACAGACUGGAGAGCUGAAGCUUCUUGCUGCAGCCUCUAAAGCCAUCAAAAUGGAGAUGGUAAGAGAGGUAGAGGCCGAAGAGGCUAGAGUUGAGGCUGCAAGGCGAGCUGCAGAAGCCACUGAAGAGGAGGCAGCAAAGGAGAAGCCGGUUCGGGAGAAGGGGAAGUCUCCAAACUUCCUAGCUGGGAGGGAGGAAGAGCUGGCCCCAGCCUUGAUGGAGGCUCUCCCUGAGGAAAUCAGAAGUGCCACCGAGAGCUUUUACAAGUUCUGGAUAGAGAGGUGGCAGCUACAUGCCUCGUCUUGUGAUGCCACAGACUUGACAAGGGCACUGGUGAGCCAAAGCGCCCGAAGCUUUGGCCUCGCGCUCGAAUGCAGGGAGGCCUUGAGCGAAUUCCAGACCAGGACCCACGCCUCGGAGGGGAAGGCUGCCUCCCUUGCAGAGGAGGUUAAAACUGCUAAGGUCGAGGCCGAAGAAGCCAACGCCCAGAGGGUUGAAGAGGCAGCGAAGCUUGAGUUUGCUUUGGCCCAAAUUGAGGCCCUAAAGAAGGAAGUAUAUGAGUCACAGUGCGAGUUUCUCGAAGGCCAGGCGAAGUGGUACAUGAACGACGCCUCGGUUUCCAGAGAAGAGGCCCGAACUGCAAGGGAAGAGGCGGUGAAGGAAUACAUCGCCAAUUUCCACACUACAGAGGAGUACAAAAGCUUCAGCUCGUACUGGAGGAACUUCGCCUAUGCCGAAGUGCUAGAGAGGGCAGAGGAGCUGUAUCCCAAUUUGGACCUGGCUCAACUUAGGUCCGAAUUUGUGGAUGAGGUACCUCAGACCCCAGUUGAGGAGGUCCAAGGUGAUGAAGAAGUUGAUGCCGAAGCCCCAAGUGCCGAGGCAGAGAAAACAACUACUGAUGCCCAAGUUGCCGAAGCCCCUAUUGCCGAGGCGCCUCCGUCAUCUAGCCAGGCAUAG
This is a messenger RNA of Olea europaea var. sylvestris, 1509 nucleotides long. RefSeq names its product axoneme-associated protein mst101(2)-like. The record is from RefSeq and is a predicted model, not a curated record. NCBI's taxonomy places the organism in Eukaryota, Viridiplantae, Streptophyta, Magnoliopsida, Lamiales, Oleaceae. The transcript is spliced from 4 exons. The coding region runs from base 1 to 1509 and encodes 502 amino acids.